Messenger RNA from Cottoperca gobio, 1027 nucleotides. Its product is annotated as T-cell surface glycoprotein CD3 gamma chain. Gene Ontology annotation, cellular component: alpha-beta T cell receptor complex; external side of plasma membrane. The record is from RefSeq and is a predicted model, not a curated record. Lineage: Eukaryota; Metazoa; Chordata; Actinopteri; Perciformes; Bovichtidae. Bases 133 to 681 code for a protein of 182 amino acids. The transcript is spliced from 7 exons. Gene Ontology annotation, biological process: cell surface receptor signaling pathway; positive thymic T cell selection. Gene Ontology annotation, molecular function: transmembrane signaling receptor activity.
ACACACACACACACACACACACACACACACACACACACACACACAGAGAGACACUUCAACAGACGGAGACUGGAUGCUUUGGCAGCAGGGACACAGCAGCUCUUUAUUUCAAGAACUCAGAGUAAACACACGAUGAAAACGUUGUUGGUUUUGCCUGCCAGUUUGCUGCUGCUGACACUUACAGCACCUGUCGGUUGUGCUGAAGAACCUGAGAUAAAAGUUGCCAAUGUCGCUGCGGGAAUUAAGCUGUCCUGCGGGGAUGUCAAUCAAAUUCAAAACAAAAAUGGUGAUAGAAUUGAGACUUUGAAAUACGACGAUGAGAACACAGGAGAGUAUACAUGUGCUGUGUCCAGUGCUGAUGGAAGCAUUCAGCUUGGACCAAAGAUCUUUGUGAAAUAUCGGACAUGUGACGACUGCAUAGAGAUAGACAUGGCUUCAAUAGUGGGAAUGGCUGUAGGAGACGUGGUGGCUACGAUUGUGAUAGGAGUGGCUGUCUAUCUCCUUGUGUCUCAGACUCGGGCCGGUCCAAUCACCUCCGUCAAGAAAAGCUCUGACAGACAACAUCUGGUCCCAAAUAGUGGCAGAAGCAGUGCUCCCGAUGACCACUACCAGCCCCUGAAAAAUCGACAAAAAGACAUAUAUGACAUGCCGAACAACAGAAGACCCCAGCCCCCCAAUUGAAGGCGUUCUCUCCACGUGUCCUCUGCAGAAUGGAAAAGUCUUUUAUCUGUGAUUGGCUGUCGCUCAUCCCGUCAUGUCAUUUGCUCUUUAUGAUACUGUUUUAGCUUUUAUCUUAUCAUUUAUUGACACCAUGCCUGUAAGAUGCUGCUCUUAUUAGACCUCACGUAAUGAGUGACUUCUGAACUGGACGUCAUAGUUAAGUGUUUAUCAGUCGUUUUAAUUGACACACAUAUGUGAUAUUUUUGUCCAUGUGUUUUUCUCUCCCCAUACUGUAAGUACGGCUCGUACAACAUAUCAUGGAAAUGAAGCAUCUACAUUGCAAAAUAAAAUAAUUGCGGAAUAAAAA